This is a messenger RNA of Onychostoma macrolepis, 5376 nucleotides long. Its product is annotated as sterile alpha motif domain-containing protein 9-like. Lineage: Eukaryota; Metazoa; Chordata; Actinopteri; Cypriniformes; Cyprinidae. Gene Ontology annotation, cellular component: cytoplasm. The record is from RefSeq and is a predicted model, not a curated record.
UAAUGAAGAUUUGUUGCAUUAAAAACUAGGCAUCUAGGAUCUAUGCCACAUUGCAUUAAAUGCUCAUUUUCUUUCAGAAAGAAGAUGAGACAGUUGUUUCAUCUGAACGUCCAGUAGACAUCGGUGAUUGGAACAGAGACCAUGUGAGACAAUGGAUGCUCGAGAUACAAAUGGAUAUAAAAGAUGCAGACAUGUUGUACAAUCAGGGACUGAAUGGAGCUGGUCUUCUCCACUUGAAGGAGGCUAAUCGUUUAAUGCAAAACCUACCAUCAAAUGCAAAAGAAUUGAUUUUUCAAAACAUAGACCGUUUGAAGGAUAAGACUCAAACAUUGAAUGACAUGGUGGCUCAGUCUUGUAGCUUGAAGCCUUACCCUUUCUGUAGAUUUAAUGCUGCUCACAGGUACACAGAAAACCACAUUCUAGACGUAACUGAAACUGGUCCUAAAGACCUCAUACAACCAUGCCAUGAAUUCAAAGGAUUCACAAACACAACAGAAAACAACAGAUAUAACAAAUACACCUAUGAAGUAAUUCGAUUUGCAGCAGCUUGUAUGAACAGCCGCACAAAUGGCUCUAUUCAUUUCGGAGUGAAAGACGAUCCACAUGGACAAAUUCUGGGUGUUAGACUUCAGAACACAGAUAAGUUUGAAGUACAACAGUCACAUGCAAUUGAAAAACAUUUUUCAAAUGGUCGUGUUCAAAUAGCAAAGAGGUGUAUUACCCCACGAUUUGUUGAAGUUCUCAAGGCUGACAUGACAUCCACAGGAAAGUGUGUUAUUGAGGUAGAUGUAGAGCCAUCUUUCAUAGUCUGUCAAGAUUUUCUCUUUUAUACGUACAAUAUGGACAAAAAUGAAAAUGGAGGGGAAAAAAAGAAAGGUGACAAGUCUUUGUUUGUAAGAGAUGGCAGCAGCAGCAGGGAUCUUAUUACCUUAAAGGAGCGUGAUAAAUAUAUCCAGGCCAUGCCACAGUUGUCCCAGUUGAGGAAGGACGCUGAAGAAAAGCAUCUCUCUGUUGUCAAAAACAGUGUGCAAGGCUCUAAACUGUGUGAGAUGAUGACAGGAGGGACCCAGUCUUUGGACAGGUCACACUUUGCACGCUACAUUGUGGUGGCUAACAAGUCCCAUUCUGUUCUGCAUAAAAACCUGAGUUUCCUUCUUCACUUGGAUCCAGUGGCCGUUUUGGAUUUCGACCCAGAAUCUACUGAGAACAGCUUGAAAAAGCUGUUUGAAAAGAGAAAAAUCAAUGCUCACUUGCCAGCUCAGUAUAAAAUUACAGGUGCAGUUGAAGACAUAGCAAACAAGUUAAAACUGACUAAACAUACAAGCUGGGUUUUCUGUAACGGGGGCAUUAAUGAGGAAAGGCCCUCUGAUGCUGACAAAUGGUCGAUUGAGAAGGGAUCUUCAGUGCGUGAUGUAGUUUCUUUCCUGUGCCGAAAAGAUGUGCUGCCUCACAAGAAAUUUCUCACCAUAUUCUUGCUAUUAAGUCAGGUGAGCGAUGGAAAAGACCCUUUGCUUGAGACCUUCGAUAUGUUUUUACAAGAGCUCAAGGGAGUAAACCAAAUCUUAUGCAUUAGUGACAAUGAAACGUCACACACCUACUGGAAGGAUCUCAUUGAGGGCCGGUGUAGAGUUGACAUCUCUACAAGAUGCAUUUAUGAGCUGAGUUUUGCUGAGGUCAAUGGGACUGUGCUCAGUCUGUGGUCAGAGAAUCGCAAAUCAAGCCGCUUUCUGCCUUGCGGUGGUGGCAGUAAUGUUGUGCUCUCCAAGAACACUGAGGACUCCUUAGAAACGCUAAGUAUUCUUUGCAUGAACCAAUGUGAUGGAGGAAAUGAGGACAAACAAAUACAUGAGGAGAUAUUUUACAAGGGAGGGAAGGUGUCUUGGUGGAACUUCUACUUCUCAGAACAGCCCGGAUCAAUGCCAUUCAUCAAACGAGACAAAUUCAACUACAUCGUCAACACUAUUAUUCCAGACAUAUGCAAUCGGAAGAGACUGUGUGAGUUUUUCAGCAUCUUCCAUCUUCCAGGCUGUGGGGGCACUACUUUAGCCAUGCAUGUUUUAUGGACACUCAGGGAUAAAUUUCGUUGUGCAGUUCUGAAAGACAAAACAGAUGAUUAUACUACCAUAGCUAAACACGUAGUGCAGCUGCUAACAUAUGAGACAAAAGAGAAUCCCGUUUUGCUCAUGAUCGAUGAUUUCCAGAACGUCUCUGAUGUAAAGAAACUCCAACUUCAGAUUGAGGAGGAAUGUUUGAAGGAAAACACUUUUUCAAAGUCUCCACAGGUCAUAAUUGUCAACUGCAUGAGAGCUGAAUCCAGUGAACAGAAUGAUGAUGCAGUUUUUAUCGGAAACAAUUUAUCAGAGAAGGAACAGGAAUUGUUUGAGGAAAAGCUUAAGGAGUUUGAGCAGACCAAUACAAACACUAAAACUUUUUAUGGCUUCAUGAUUCUGAAGAACAACUUUUCAUCUGACUAUAUUCAGGGUAUUGUGAAAAGUACCCUGAAGGGUUUCAACUUCCAAGACAAACACGCUCAACUAUUUGCUGUUCUUGUCCUCUUGCAUGUCUACUGCAAGGAUGCAUUGCUGUCCGUCUCUACAUGUGAAGAGUUCCUUGGUCUGCAAACAAAAGCAGCUUUUGAACCUUCCAAGGUCGAAGAUGGAUUUGAGCAGUUUUCCACUCUUUUGACAAGAUGCACAGUCAAUUCCAAAAUUAGCUUUGAGGGUGUGACAGUGAUUCACUACAGAAUAGCUCAACACUGUUUGAAAGAAUUUUCAGCUUUGUCUUCCAAAGUGACAAAAGCAGAAGUCACUAACCUUCUGCUCACAACAGACUUAUUUUAUGAACAUGCUCUAGGAAAACAAAAAUUAAUGCAGGAUGUUCACAGCAUUCUGGUGAGGAGGCAGUAUUCGGCUGAGGCUGAACAGUCACUUUUUUCUCCUCUUAUCCAAGAUAUAAUGAAGGAGACCCCAGGGAUGGAAGAAAUUAUUCUACAGAAUGCAGCAAAGUGCAACAGAAAAGAUGCGGUAAUAUUCCAGCUCCUUGCCAGGUACUACUACAUAAAAAAAUCUGACUUUCCCACAGCCAUGAUUUGGGCAAAGAAGGCCAAAGGCCUUUCAAAGGACAACUCAUACAUAUGCGAUACAGUGUCACAGGUCCUUUUACGUGAGCUCAAGCAUACUGUUCACAAUGACAAAGAUGAUCCCAUCAAGCCAGAGAGUCUUGACAGGUAUCUUACAUUGGCUGAGUCUGCAGGAGAAGCUUGCAAAGAAACACAACAAACUGCAAACAAAGAGGCCAUGACUGGACUGGAAAGGCAAAACCAUUAUAACACCUACAACACUGCUGGUCAUUUCAGUGAACUUCAAAUGGCAGUUACCGUCAUAAAAAUACUGCAAAAAACACCAUUUAGCCCAGAAUUUACUUGCAACAAUCACCUUACUCGAUUCUUAUUGGGUAAAAUUACCAUCAAUGAUUUGUCAAGAAAGUACCCUGAAUACAAGCAAUAUUGUGAUGUAUUGCAGAAUCAUGUGCGCUUUCUUCUUCAACUAAAAAACACAAUGAAGCAGCAUUUUGAUUUUUUCAACAAUUUUUCUGUCAACUUAGUACCUUUUUUUCCUGGGAAGGACAAACAAAAAGAACUGACAACGCACACCAUCUCCAGGUAUUUUAAACGGUAUGGUGAACUCUUUUGGGAAGUAGAUAUAAAUAGGAGUGAGCUAUUCAUCGAUGAUCACAUGAUCACAAUUGAGCAGACCCGUGAAUAUCUGGAGAGGAACAAAGGUGAUUCUUAUACUGGCCUUCUGAAAUAUCUGUAUGAGGAAGAAUCUGCAUCAACUCUUGAAGAGAUCAUCCAGCAGUAUACUGUCAUUCUGAACUCACAAGUGAACGUUGACAUGAUGGACUUUGUCAACUUUAUCUAUGCCAAUGUAAUUCUCGCCAACAUCAAACCUGCAUCUUUGCACAUCACGCCUUACGAAGAACUUCAGAAAUUGCUCUUUGAGACAAUCGCUCGCACUGAGAAUUUCUACGAGACCCUGGCAUUGCAUUACAUUACAGUUUUGUUGUUAUGGCAAGAGCAGAACUGUGAAUUACCCACUUUUGUGUCAAAACUGAAGAAGUCAUACACUGAGCUGACACCUGUGUCUAAUGGAAAGAGGGCAGCUGUCCAUUUUUACCUAGGGACGAAAAUAGGUUAUAGUGGCCUAAUUACCAAUAGGGAUAUAAACAGAUGUUUAGGAUCAGGACGGGACAUCUCAAAUCAAUGGGAUAAUAAAAAAAUACGAAAGCAAGUGGGAGACAGUAAGAAGCUUCGCCAAGUUUCUGGCAAAAUUCUCAACAAUUUGAUCUGGUUUGAAAAUGUUCAGGUUAAGGUUGAUCCAAUGUUCAGAAUACAUAAAGAAUCUGGCAAAAAAGGGAAAUUUUUUAUUGGUUUCUCGAUGAAUGGACCAGUUGCGCUUGACUUACUUUGAGUCAAUGGAUGGAUCUGACUGAUGACCAGAGAAAUAUUUCAUCUAGGAAGACAAAACUUUCUAGAUUUCCAGUUCAAAACAUCAAGACACUCAAGUCAAAGGAACUCAUGGACCAAUGCCCUGUAUUAGUUAUUAGACAUUAUUUUAGUUUGCCAUAUUAUCAUAUCUUACACUCAUCAAUAUUAAUCUGUCUUUUAAUCAAUUGCAUGUUUUUGGACUUUGCUUUAGCAGAAUGCUUAAUUGUGUUUAAUCUGAAUUUUUUUUAAAGCAAUGGUAUUGUUUUUUAUGCGAGAGCUGACAGGUCAUGCCAAUGAUGCUCUGACUUCCAGAGAGCACACGUGUAGUACUUGAACCAUAUUUAGUUUUCUUUAUAUACAUUUUACAUACAUCUUACUGCAUUUUACUCGUACAUUUACUGUAUAUAUUCAAUUCUUUAUAUAUUUGAUUUAGUUUUACUUUAAUUUACAUUCUAAGAAAAGUCUGAAAAAUAUGGCCCAAUGUACCAUGUCAAUACGAAGGAACUUUGCAUAUUGAUUUUUCACAAGUGUUUUACAUGUAUUUGAAUUAUUCUUUGUGUUGUGCUGGAGGGUUGAAGGAAAUGUAAACAGAAAAUGAUUUUCUUCCAGGACAUUAGCGUAUCUGUUUUUCGUAUUAGUCAUAUGUUGUGUAAGGAAUCAUGUUUAAGCCUCAUUCUGCCUCUGUGCUGUUUCUGUAACUGCUGGAACGAGGGUCUGACUAUACUAAGGUAAUUGUCUGCAAGUUUUUCAAGGCCAAAAGUCACUGUUAAGAAGCAGUAAAUUUCCAUUCCCUUUGUUUGUGACCGUAACACUUGUUUAAUAUGUUUCUGUUGAGACAAAUGUUAUUAAAUAGACAUAUUUCCUAUCACUUCCUUGCACUCCUCCUGCAU